Molecule: messenger RNA, 1809 nt
Organism: Pogoniulus pusillus (Red-fronted tinkerbird)
Lineage: Eukaryota; Metazoa; Chordata; Aves; Piciformes; Lybiidae
Gene: SLA
Product: Src like adaptor
Exons: 9
Coding region: 243-1079 (278 amino acids)
Biological process (GO): regulation of MAPK cascade; signal transduction
Cellular component (GO): cytoplasm; nucleoplasm; plasma membrane
Molecular function (GO): phosphotyrosine residue binding; epidermal growth factor receptor binding
Source: RefSeq, a predicted model, not a curated record
UGGCAGCAUGAGAGCAGUAUUAUGACUACGGCUUUUUUGAGAAACACUGCAACCUGGACUGUCGUGCCCAGCAUUUAAAGUGACAGUAUUCAGACCAUGGAUUUCAAGUGCCACCAAAGAUAGAAACAGCAAAGCCUGCCUUGAUCCUUUUCAUAAGGAGUGGUACUACAGAAAGAAGGGACAAGGAGCAUUUCUGCUGAAAGCUCACGUUCUGAAGAACUUUGACAGAAUUAGAGAGCACAAUGGGAAAUACUGUGAAAACGCAAAGAGCCUCUGAAGAAACAAAUGUGCUGAGCCAAGCGGAUCAGGAGAGUGAUUUCUUGGCUGUCCUCUAUGACUACCCUUCAGCAGAUAUAAGCCAACCUAUAUUUCAUGUAGGGGAAAAACUGCGUGUGCUGUCAGAUGAAGGAGGCUGGUGGAGAGUCCAUUCCCUUACAACGGGUCGAGAAAACUAUAUCCCAGGGAAGUAUGUAGCAAAAGUCUAUCAUGGCUGGUUAUUUGAAGGUCUGGGAAGAGAAAAAGCAGAGGAACUUCUACAGCUACCCAACACCAAGGUCGGCUCCUUCAUGAUCAGGGAGAGUGAAACUAGGAAAGGGUUAUAUUCCUUGUCAGUGCGACACAGGCAAGUGAAACAUUAUAGGAUCUUCCGCCUUCCAAAUAACUGGUACUACAUCUCUCCACGCCAAACCUUCCAGUGCCUUGAAGACCUUGUGAAUCACUACUCAGAAGUUGCUGAUGGUCUCUGCUGUGUCCUUACAACACCUUGUCUUACCCAGUGCACUAACAUGAACAGCAAAACGGAUCGAGUUCCUCCUGUGGUGAUGCGGAAUAAAAACUUCAACUGGAGAAAUAUUCACAGGCUGGAGAUGACUGGAGAUACCGAAAGCACCUUGGCGGCAAUGGAUGAUUCAUGUCUCAGUUAUGGCCUGAGGGAGAGUAUUGCCUCUUACCUCUCCUUAACAGGGGAUGACAAUGUUUCUUUUGCAAGUACCAGAAAGAAGAAAGCCCAAUCUCUUAUAUACACUGGGAGCAAACGCAAAAGUGUCCUUCACUUGCCACCUACAUACUAUGAAGACUAAAUGUAAGAAAACUAGGAGGAAGAACAUAUCAAACAAUCUGAGUGGUUCGAAGAGAAACCCAGCACAUCUUGUGGUCCUGCAGUCCUUCAACAGCUGAGAGAUACCAGCACACCGGCCGAUGAUCAAACGCUGGCAAUGCUGCUGUAUUUCCUCUUAUGAAUGUUAACCAGAGACCUGAAGGAUGCUGUUUCAGCCAUGACAUAUGCUGGGAAUGUUCCCAGUGCACCUGAAAUUAGAACUUGCUCACAAGCAGGAUAAACACAGAUAGACAAGUCAAGAGCCGAGUGAGGCAGAUGACUCUUCAUAAAGAGUGAUGUCCAUCAUAUAAAGUUACUGCACAGGAGAAGACUAACUACAGCUUAAGUAGUAGCAUGUAGUUCAACUGCAAGUAAUAGCUUACAGUGUCACAAAGCAGUGACAAAUUUAAGAACAGGGUUAACUUACUGAAAAAAGAGUUCCUGCUUAGACCUGAGCUGAGCAUACAGGUAUAUCAAAAAACAUAACUCAGCUGCUCAUAGUCUAGUAGAUACACAGCAGAGAACGCAGGGGUAAGUGAAAAAUAGUGGCAAUGUUGUGCCUAACUAUGAAGGCAGACUUGCAAAGGUAUGACCUUUUAUGUGUAGAGGACCAGAUUGUAAUCUCCCCUCCUGAAAGCACUUCCUUAUUUAUGUAUAAUAUUUAUAUUAAGAGCAUCCUGUUUUAAUAAUUAAAUCAAGAGAGUAAGUCAAAA